Hyalella azteca is the source of this 495-nucleotide messenger RNA. RefSeq lists its product as uncharacterized. NCBI's taxonomy places the organism in Eukaryota, Metazoa, Arthropoda, Malacostraca, Amphipoda, Hyalellidae. The transcript has 3 exons. Bases 1 to 495 code for a protein of 164 amino acids. The record is from RefSeq and is a predicted model, not a curated record.
AUGUCUGUGCUGUACCGUGUGAUGCCUGGUGCCCUCGAGGCUGCGGAAGGAGGGAGCGGCGACAGCAGCGGCCUGGUGCAGGAGAUCUCCUUGACUUCCCUGACACCUUCAUCCCUGCUGCUGGAGGCUCCCGUCAUCGCUGGAUGUAUUAGUGCUCUGCUGCUGGUCACGGCCAUCAUCAUCUGCGUCUGUGCCGCCAUCACCCGACGUCGUCACUACCAUCAGUCCCGCAACGUCGUAGGGAAAGAAGAAAAAAAUUACGCUGCGGUUGCGGACUCUUUAAUGACACGUUCUUCUGACGCGUCGACCCUGAAACGCGCCAAGUAUCGGUCCGUGAACUCUUUGAACUCGCAAGAUGUGCUGGGCGACGCCUACGAGAUUUACCCUUACGCCACUUUUGAAGGCGGCAAAAAGGAAGAGCCUCAGCACUACGCGCUAAGUCUACGGAGCCACACGCCUGACUCGAGGGGCUGCCUAGACGCCGUGAGGUCUUAA